UCCCUCCCUCCCUCCUUCCUUCCUUCCUUCCUUCUUUCCUUCCUUCCUUCCUUCCUUCGUCCCUUCCCCUUGUUCAUUUCUUCCCUCCCUUCUCUCUGUCUCUCCUCUGCCUGAUGGGCCCUUAAGUUUGCGCUGAGCUCCAGAGCCAAGAACUGCAGUGACUGCAUUGCAGCAGACCUGGGUGGGAUGCAAGGCAGAGGGGAGGGAGGAUGGUUGGCAGCAGAACUUCCCAACUGCAACAUCUGCAGGCCAAGACGACAACGAUUCUCACAGGAAGCCCCCUUCCCCCUCCCCCUCCCUCCUCGCAUCAAAGAAUGUUCUCAAUUAAACAAGAAUUUGGAGGCAUUUUCAAGGAAGCCCAAUUGGGCUGGGUUCACACAAGCACGUUAUCCCUCCUAGGAACUCACUAAAAUAAGCUUUAUUCCAAAUCUAGCCUGGCUGUGAUUGAUCGGGGUAAAAGACACGUGUGAACUGUUCCAAGGUGAGGAGAACUCCAGAAAGUUUGCUCCUGGGGCUACGUUCUUCUGGCGGUUCCAAGAAGGCCUUGUUAGUUCAGCCCAGCUGAUAGGCACAGCAGAGCAGAUUGCCAUGGCUCAGCUGUUUUACUCACUGGGGCUGCAGUACAAGGAUAAGCAGUACCCAGGGAUCUGCACUCUGGAACACCUCGUUCGUUGUUCACCACCACGCUUCCAAAUUAGGAAUACAAAAAUACUUUUGGUCAUCAUGUCGGGAGACAUGUGGAGAUGGACCUGCCUUGGCUUGCAUCUUGUCUUCUGCACUGUGGGGCCAUCUUCAGCCACUAGGCAACUGACCUCUCACCCAAAGAAACCUUUCUUGACCUUCUCCUCGGAAGCCACCGAGAUCUCCUUCAAUCACUUAGUGGUCGACAAAAGGAAAGGAUCUAUUUACUUGGGGGCUAUCAACUGGAUCUACAAGCUCUCCAGCGACCUGGUAGUGGAGGCCCGUCACGAGACAGGUCCGGAUAUCGAUAACCCCAAAUGUUAUCCUCCCAGGCUGGUCCAGCCUUGCAGUGAACCAUUGAUAUCCACCAACAACAUCAACAAGAUGUUGCUGAUUGAUUACAAAGAGAACAGGUUGAUCGCUUGUGGCAGUUUAUACCAGGGGAUCUGUAAACUCUUGAGAUUGGAUGAUCUAUUUAAACUUGGGGAGCCCUUCCACAAUAAGGAGCACUACCUUUCCGGGGUGAACGAGAGCGGUUCCGUGUACGGAGUCAUUGUUUCUUACAACAACAUGGAUGACAAGCUGUUCAUUGCCACGGCGGUCGACGGGAAGCCUGAGUACUUCCCCACCAUCUCUAGUCGGAAGCUCCCCAAAAAUUCGGAAGCGGAAGGAAUGUUUGCCUACGUUUUCCACGACGAGUUUGUGGCUUCCAUGAUCAAGAUCCCAUCGGAUACGUUCACCAUCAUCCCCGACUUUGAUAUCUAUUAUAUCUAUGGCUUCAGCAGUGGUAAUUUUGUCUAUUUUUUGACCCUCCAGCCUGAAAUGAUUUCUCCAUCAGGUUCUACCACCAAGGAGCAAGUCUACACCUCAAAACUGGUCCGCCUUUGUAAAGAAGACACAGCCUUCAACUCGUACGUUGAGCUGCCCAUUGGCUGCGAAAAGAACGGGGUAGAAUACCGGUUGUUGCAAGCCGCCUAUUUAUCAAAGGCGGGAUCCAUCUUGGCUAGAUCUUUGGGGAUCCUGCCAGAGGACGAUGUCCUCUUCACGGUCUUCUCCAAGGGGCAAAAGAGGAAGAUGAAAUCCUUGGAUGAGUCAGCCCUUUGCAUCUUUCUCCUGAAGAAGAUCAACGAUCGGAUCAAGGAUCGGUUGCAGUCCUGCUACAGGGGAGAAGGCACGCUGGAUUUGGCUUGGCUCAAAGUGAAGGAUAUUCAUUGCAGUGGCGCACUGUUAACCAUCGAUGACAACUUCUGCGGUCUGGAUAUGAACGCCCCUCUUGGAGUGUCUGAGAUGGUACGAGGACUGCCCAUCUUCACCGAAGACCAGGACAGGAUGACCUCGGUCAUCGCUUACGUCUAUAAGAACCAUUCGUUGGCCUUCGUGGGUACCAAAAGUGGCCAGUUAAAGAAGAUCCGCAUUGAUGGUCCCAUCAAAGGAGCUUUGGAGUAUGAAAUAGUUCAAGUGACCGAUUCGGGACCGAUCCUGAGGGAUAUGGCUUUUUCGGUGGAUCACAAGCACCUGUACAUCAUGUCAGAGAAACAGCUUAUCCGUGUACCGGUGGAGUCUUGCGAACAGUACAAAAGUUGUAGCGAGUGCCUCGGCUCAGGGGACCCCCAUUGCGGAUGGUGUGUGCUUCACAAUAUGUGCACCAGGAAGGAGCAGUGCGAACGGUCCAGCGAGCCCCGGAGGUUUGCCUUGGAGAUGAAGCAAUGUGUCCGACUCACCGUCCACCCCAACAAUAUCUCCGUCUCCCAGUACAGCGUGACGCUGGUGUUGGAGACUUACAACGUGCCUGAACUAUCAAACGGGGUCAAUUGCUCGUUUGGGGACUUGGCAGAAAUGGACGGGGUGGUGUCGGGGAACAAGAUCAAGUGCCUGUCGCCAGCAGCCAAGGAGGUCCCGAAGAUCAUCACGGAAAAUGGAGACCACCAUGUUGUCCAACUCCAGCUCAAAUCCAAAGAAACGGGCAUGACUUUUGCCAGCACCAGCUUUGUCUUCUACAACUGCAGCGUCCACAGCUCGUGCCUCUCGUGCGUGGAGAGUCCGUACCGAUGUUAUUGGUGUAAAUAUCGUCACGUUUGCACUCACGAACCUCGCAAUUGUCACUUCCUGGAAGGGCAAGUGAAACUUCCUGAGGACUGUCCCCAGCUGCUGAGGGCCAGCAAGAUCUUGGUCCCCGUGGAUGUUAUCAAGCCUAUCACCCUGAAGGCCAAGAAUUUACCCCAACCGCAGUCCGGCCAACGGGGCUACGAGUGCAUCAUCACCAUCCAGGGCGUGGAGAAGCGAGUGCCGGCCCUGAGGUUCAACAGCUCCAGCGUCCAGUGCCAGAACACUUCCUAUUCCUAUGACGGGAUGGAGAUAAACAGUUUGCCGGUGGAUCUGACCGUCGUGUGGAAUGGGAAUUUCAACAUUGACAACCCAGCCCAGAAUAAAGUGCACCUCUAUAAGUGCGGAGCCAUGAGGGACAGCUGUGGGUUGUGUCUGAAGGCGGAUCCAGACUACGAGUGCGGCUGGUGCGAAGACCUGAACCAGUGUACGCUGAAGCACCAUUGCUCCGUCCUGGAGAACCGAUGGCUGGAACUUUUGGGGACCGGCGGAAAGUGCACCAACCCCAAAAUUAUGGAAAUAAGUCCAGUGAGAGGACCUCGCGAAGGAGGGACCAGGGUGACCAUCCGAGGAGAAAAUCUCGGUCUGGAAUUCUGGGACAUCGCAACCCAUGUCAAAGUUGCUGGCGUGGAGUGUGUUCCCUUGAUGGAUGGAUACAUCCCAGCAGAGCAAAUUGUCUGUGAGAUGGGUGAAGCGAAACUCAGCCAGCAUGCUGGAUACGUGGACAUUUGCGUGGCUGAAUGCAGGCCAGAAUUCAUGGCGAAAUCCUCCCAGUUCUAUUACUUCACGAUGCUGUCUCUUUCUGACCUCAAGCCAAAGCAAGGACCAAUAUCAGGUGGUACCCAAGUCACGAUCACGGGCAAAAACCUGAAUGCAGGAAGCAACGUUUCCGUAAUGUUCGGAGAAUAUCCUUGCCUUUUCCACCGGAGGACGGCCGAAUACAUUAUUUGCAACACCACAGCUUUUGGAAACGUCUUGGAGAAGAACAUGGUGGACGUAACCGUGAAGGUGGACAAGGCCGUGCUGCGCAAGGAGCUGGAGAAGGCUAAAAUGCACAAGGAGCUGAAGUUUAAAUACGUGGAGGAUCCAACCAUUUUGAGAAUCGAACCCGAGUGGAGCAUUGUCAGUGGAAAUACACCUGUUACAGUUUGGGGCACCAACCUGGAUCUCAUCCAGAACCCUCAGAUCCGGGCCAAGUACGGUGGGAAAGAACACAUCAAUGUCUGCGAAGUUCAGAAUGAGACGGAAAUGGUCUGCCAGGCGCCAGCAUUGACAGUGGAGCCUAGUAACCAGACUGAUGUGGCCGAACGGCCGGAUGAAUUCGGCUUUGUCCUGGACAAUGUCUUCUCCUUGCUGAUCCUCAACAAGACCAACUUCACCUAUUACCCAAACCCCGUCUUUGAAGCCUUCAGUCCCCCCGGAAUUUUGGAACUGAAACCUGGAACCCCUCUGAUCUUGAAGGGGAAGAACUUAACCCCGCCAGUGGCGGGAGGAAACGCUAAGCUGAAUUACACCGUGCUGAUCGGGGAGAAACCCUGCGUAGUUACGGUCUCCGAUGUCCAGCUGUUGUGCGAAUCCCCAAAUCUUACAGGACGGCAUAAAGUCACGGCUCGUGUUGGAGGGAUGGAAUUCUCCCCGGGCAUGGUCAACAUCUCCUCCGACAGCCCGCUUAGCCUGCCUGCCAUUGUCAGCAUCGCGGUGGCCGGCGGCCUGCUCAUCAUCUUCAUCGUGGCCGUCCUGAUCGCCUACAAGCGGAAGUCUCGGGAAAGCGAUCUCACGCUGAAGAGGCUGCAGAUGCAAAUGGACAAUCUGGAGUCCAGGGUGGCUUUGGAAUGCAAGGAAGCAUUUGCAGAACUCCAAACGGAUAUCCAUGAGCUGACAAGCGACUUGGAUGGGGCAGGAAUACCGUUUCUGGAUUACCGGAUGUAUACCAUGAGGGUCCUUUUCCCUGGCAUUGAAGACCAUCCGGUACUCAGGGAUCUGGAGGUUCCUGGUUAUCGGCAAGACCGGGUGGAGAAAGGUCUCAAGUUUUUCGCCCAGCUCAUCAACAACAAAGCCUUCCUUCUCUCCUUCAUCCGCACCCUGGAGUCUCAACGCAGCUUCUCCAUGCGAGACCGUGGCAACGUGGCUUCCCUCAUAAUGACUGUGCUCCAGAGCAAGCUGGAAUAUGCCACCGAUGUUCUCAAGCAGCUCCUGGCCGACCUCAUUGACAAGAACCUGGAGAGCAAAAACCACCCCAAGUUAUUACUUCGGAGGACCGAAUCUGUGGCGGAGAAGAUGCUUACCAACUGGUUCACCUUCCUUCUUUAUAAAUUUCUCAAGGAAUGCGCCGGAGAGCCUCUGUUUUCCCUCUUCUGCGCCAUCAAGCAGCAGAUGGAAAAAGGACCCAUCGACGCCAUUACGGGAGAAGCCCGCUAUUCCUUAAGCGAAGACAAACUCAUCAGGCAGCAGAUUGACUACAAGACCCUGGUGCUGAGCUGUGUGAACCCAGAUAACGUCAAUAGCCCUGAGAUUCCAGUGAAGAUCUUGAACUGUGACACCAUCACCCAAGUGAAGGAGAAAUUCCUUGAUGCCAUCUUCAAGAACGUGCCUUGUUCCCAUCGGCCCAAAGCUGCAGAUAUGGAUCUUGAAUGGCGGCAGGCCAACGGCAGCAGAACGAUCCUUCAGGAUGAAGAUCUGACCACCAAGAUCGAGAACGACUGGAAGAGGCUGAAUACUCUUGUCCAUUAUCAGGUGCCCGAUGGAUCUCUGGUGGCUUUGGUAUCCAAGCAAGUUACUGCUUACAACGCGGUCAACAAUUUCACCGUCUCGAGGACUUCUGCAAGCAAAUACGAAAACAUGAUCCGAUACACUGGAAGCCCAGAUAGCUUGCGUUCCCGGACGCCCAUGAUUACGCCCGACCUAGAAAGCGGGGUGAAGAUGUGGCACUUAGUGAAGAACCACGAACAUGGCGAUCAGAAAGAAGGAGACCGAGGGAGCAAGAUGGUAUCCGAAAUCUACCUGACAAGGCUGCUAGCCACCAAGGGCACUUUACAGAAGUUUGUGGAUGACCUCUUCGAGACAAUCUUCAGCACAGCCCACCGAGGCAGUGCGCUGCCCCUGGCCAUCAAGUACAUGUUUGACUUCCUGGAUGAGCAAGCAGAUAAGCACAACAUCCACGAUCCCCACGUGCGGCACACCUGGAAAAGCAAUUGCUUGCCCUUGAGGUUUUGGGUGAACAUGAUCAAAAAUCCGCAGUUUGUCUUCGACAUUCAUAAGAACAGCAUUACGGACGCCUGCUUAUCGGUGGUCGCACAAACUUUUAUGGACUCCUGUUCAACCUCCGAGCACCGUUUGGGCAAAGAUUCUCCAUCGAAUAAACUGCUUUAUGCCAAGGAUAUCCCCAGCUACAAGAACUGGGUAGAAAGGUAUUACUCAGAUAUCGGCAAAAUGCCAGCAAUUAGCGACCAGGAUAUGAAUGCUUACUUAGCGGAGCAAUCGCGCAUGCACAUGAAUGAGUUCAACACCAUGAGCGCUCUCUCCGAGAUCUACUCAUACGUGGGAAAGUACAGCGAAGAGAUCCUUGGAGCCCUUGAUCAAGAUGACCAAGCGGGCAAGCAGAAGCUCACCUACAAACUUGAACAAGUUAUAACCCUCAUGAGCAUAGACAGCUGAGAACUGCCCCACUAGAGGACGUUUCCAGGAGGGAUUGACACACAACAAAUGAACAAAAAGAACACACACACACACACAAACACAAAAACCAAGCCGUGCCUCACUUCAGUUUUCAUCAAGUGCAAGUUUCCAACUGGCUGCCAAGGAGAGUCUCCAGAAGACGCGUCGAAGUCUCGGAGCGUCACCUGCCGAACCUACCAAAACCAAGGAACUGAGUCUUCAAGGAUUUUGAGGGACAUCUUCAAGAAGGACUCCCCGAAGGCAGGCGGUCUUCAGGCGGAGUCCCUGUUUGUCUGCAGGUUCUUCUUUGGCGGCAACCAGAAUGUACCGCUACCUGCUCCAUGAACUGAGCAGGAAUAACUUUGGGGUUCACCUCCACCAUACUUUGCUGCUUUGAGAGCACGCCAUCCGCGGGCUGACAGGAGCCCAGGGUUCGUUCAGAAGCUGUGCCAAGGGAGGAUUGCUCUCUUGCCUUCAGAAGUCCCACCCACCGUUGGGGGGGGAGGGAGGGAAAAACACAAGAAAAACAAUGGCUGCCUCUCCUCGAUUCUUUUGUCCUCAUGAGGAGGAACCGAGCGGUUUGCUCCAGAGGAACGUCAAUUGGAAAGAAGGCCCCGCUCAGGGACCUGUGAAACCAAGAGGAUUGUCCACCAAUCUCUGGAGAUUGGGCGGAGAAGGGAAGUCUGCCUUUUCUCUCUUCCCUUCUUCUGAUUUUCAUACAGUUUCCUUUCCUUGUUUUUUUCUGUUUGGUUUGGUUUGGUUUGAUCAAUCAAUCAAUCAAUCAAUCGAGGUUACUUUUAUUGGCUGUGCAACGGAAAGAGAACUGCUCUCCCAAGCUGGGGUCACCUGUGUCCCUCACCUGCUCCUUCUCCAGUUACUUGAACAAGCACUCCAGAUCCUUUGCUUCUCCUUCCUAAACCGGGAAUGUUGUAUCUGUUGGGAGAACGCCAACUCGACUUGAGUUAAUGGCCUCUCCUUUGAAGACCACCAAAGCGUAUCCCCUAUUUUCUCUCGGGAUUGCCUUCCUAAACCACAGGAUGCUGCCAAGACCCAUAAAUAAGAUCCAGCAUUAGAGAUUAGGUAGAGAUCCUAGCUAGUGGUGGGUUUCAAAUUUACUACCGGUUCUGUGGGCAUGGCUUGGUGGGCAUGGCAUGGCUUGGUGGGCAUGCCUUGGUGGGCAUGGCAGGGGAAGAAUACUGUAAAAUCCCCAUUCCCAUCCCACUCCAGGGGAAGGAUACUGUAAAAUCUCCAUUCCCUCCCCACUCCAGGGGAAGGUUACUGCAAAAAUCCCCAUUUCCUCCCAAUCAGCUGGGACUCGGGAAGCAGAGAAUAGAUGGGGGCGAGGCCAGUCAGAAUUUUUACUACCGGUUCUCCAAACUACUCAAAAUUUCCGCUACCGGUUCUCCAGAACUGGUCAGAACCUGCUGAAACCCACCUCUGAUCCUAGCACGGAAUUGGAGGUGCAGAAGUGUUCUUACUUUGAGUCGUUGGCGGGCGUGUUUGUGUUGCCUUUCCCGACGAAAUGCAAGUUGCAAAGGCCACAAUAUAAUCUAUCCAAUUUCCUGCCAGGCGCUUUUUUCUGUGGAAGCAGCUUCUACAGCUGGAAUAAUCCAUCGAUCAAUCAGAACAGCGCUGGAAGGGACCUUGGAGGUCUUCCAGUCGAGCCCCCUGCUCAAGCAGGAGAUCCUAUACCAGAGGAGCUGCCCAGGGCAUGGGUCUCCAACCUUGGCAACUUUUUUUUUCAUAAAAAAGUUUUAUUUUUACAAUCAUGUCAAACAACUCAUCCAAUGUACAGUUAUAUACAAUUAGUCGGGCUUGCCCAGUCACCACCACCCUUUUAACUCUCUUCCCUCUUCUACCUUCUUCUACUUUCCAGACCUUCCUCUCCUUCUCUUAUCUACAUCAUCUCCUCCCUCCACCCUACACCUUCCUUCUCCCUUUUCUACCCCUCUUCCUUCCUCUUCUCCUCUUUCCUACCUCCUACUCUCUCCUCUUUUGUCCCUCCCCACCAUUCUAAAAGGGUAACUGGGCAGACCCGACCCUACAUUAAUUUAUACAUCUUCAAUAAUCCCUGUACAUUAACCAUCACUCCAACUCUAGCCUGAACCCCCCAAUUCCCCACCCCCUUACCCCCCACCCCUCACCCCGACUUCCCAGAACAAAAUGCAGGGUAUCAAAACUAACAAUCAUAAUCUAAAAUAAUUCCUAAAUUAUAAUCUCUAGUCACUCCACACUUAAUCACACUCUCAAUUCCCCUCUACCAACCUUGGCAACUUUAAGACUUGUGGACUUCAGCUGGCUGAGGAAUUCUGGGAGCUGAAGUCCACAAGUCUUAAAAUUGCCAAGGUUGGAGACCCCUGGCCCAGAGCGCAUUCCCCCAGCCCCCAGCCCCGCCCCGGAAAUGAACUUCCGGUUUCCAGCACACUGGCGCACAUGCUCAUGUAGGAAAAUGGAAGACCAGCUCUUCCAGUUUCCAGCACUGCCACACGCAAAAGGGCCAGCUGAUGGUCGUGUGUGCCAGAAACCCGGAAGAGGAAUGAGCGACGCCCUGCGUGCCAGGGGACACGGCUCCGCGUGUCGCUUCCGGCGCACGUGUCAUAGGUUCUCCAUCACAGUCCUAUACCAUUUGAGACAAGUAGCAGUCCAGACUUUUCUUUAAAGAAAACUCCAGUGGCUUCGGCAUCAAAGAUAUAGACAUACUAAUGCUAUUACAGAUAGUCCUUGAUUUACAAUUGUUCAUUUAGCAACCGAUUCGAAGUUACAACGGCGCUGAAAAAAAGGGACCCAUUUUCCACACUUACGACCAUUGCAGUAUCCCCGGUGAUCAAAAUUCAGCCACUUGGCAACUGAUUCAUAUUUAUGACGGCUGCAGCAUCCCGGGGGGGGUCCACGCAAUCCCCUUUUGCGACCUUCUGACAAACCAAGUCCACGGGAGGGAUGGGGUGGGGUGGGGGAAGCCCGAUUCGCUUAACAGCCAGAGGGACGGAUUUAACAAGGGCAGCGAUUCGCUCAAGAACGGUGGCAAGAAGAAGUCGUAACGUGGGGCGAAACCCGCUUCCCAAAGGGUCUCGCUUAGCAACAUAAACUUUGAGGCUCAGCUUUGGCCGUAAGUCGAGGACUCCCCGGACGAUGAAAGGGAAUUCCAGAGAGAUUCUGCAGGUCCACCUGGAAAGAGGAAAGGAUAACAGAAGUGGUGGGAUUCAGCCGGUUCGGGAGAACCGGUAGUUAAAUUUCUGGCUGGCUCUGCCCCCUCCCUGCCCUGCCCCUUCCAGGAGUCCCCACACGCCUCAUUUUGGCUCCCAUGGAGGUAGGCCCAAAAUGGGGUGGGGGGGGUGCGGUACAACCCCACCCCCCACCCCCUGUGGCCCGUUUUCACUCCCAGGAGGCUGCAGGGAGGCCUUCUAGGUCCAAAAUGGGGCGCAACUGGGGGGGCUGAUGGUAGGGAGCUAUUGAGAGAGUCACAGGAGGAAACAGAUGGGAGGGGCCUCUCCUGGAAAGACGUUUAAAGCCGCCGUUUGGGGUUUCCGAGUUUUUGCUUCGUACGGGUGGGAAGGGGGUCAAUGUUUUAUUUCAACUUUGAACACCUCGAGGGGAACAGGCAGAACUCGAUCCCACGAAAUGGUCAGAAAUAGGAAGCAGUUGGACUCUCUCCCACCUCUUUUCCCCGAUGGAGGGUUUUUUCGCUCCCUCUUUUUUUUUUUCCUCAUUGGACCUGGGAGAUUUAAACAAAACUUAGUUAGGGCUUGUUUUAUUUCUGGGUCUUAGGCAGGAUUGAGAUUGUCUCUUGAAGAAUUCUGUUCACAGUUCUGAUUUCUAAUUCCUCCCUUCCUCUUUGUCUUUCUCCUUUCUCUCCUCUCUCCCUCCCAUUCUUCUUCUCCUUUCUUUCUUGUUCAUCCCCUUCUUUACCUCCCUCUUUUCUCUACUUCCUUUCUUCCAUCUUCCUUUCUUCCUUCAUUCCCUCCUUUCUUUUACCUUUCUUCUUUCUCUUCUUCCCCCUCCCUUUCUUCCUUCUUCUC
Messenger RNA from Ahaetulla prasina, 10454 nucleotides. It is a transcript of the gene PLXNA4, whose product is annotated as plexin A4. Bases 589 to 6438 code for a protein of 1949 amino acids. The transcript has 33 exons. Gene Ontology annotation, cellular component: semaphorin receptor complex. Gene Ontology annotation, biological process: negative regulation of cell adhesion; regulation of cell shape; positive regulation of axonogenesis. Gene Ontology annotation, molecular function: semaphorin receptor activity; protein binding. The record is from RefSeq and is a predicted model, not a curated record. NCBI's taxonomy places the organism in Eukaryota, Metazoa, Chordata, Lepidosauria, Squamata, Colubridae.